Messenger RNA from Colletotrichum scovillei, 2617 nucleotides. RefSeq names its product dTDP-glucose 4,6-dehydratase. Gene Ontology annotation, biological process: nucleotide-sugar metabolic process. Lineage: Eukaryota; Fungi; Ascomycota; Sordariomycetes; Glomerellales; Glomerellaceae. Gene Ontology annotation, molecular function: dTDP-glucose 4,6-dehydratase activity. The coding region runs from base 1082 to 2359 and encodes 425 amino acids. The transcript has 4 exons. The record is from RefSeq and is a predicted model, not a curated record.
CUUUACAUGAUCCAAGCUACUCUGAUCCCGCUGGGUACGAAUAACCUGAAUCCCUCUCUCGAGUCUUUUAAUUAGAGACGGAGAGACGUCAAGAGACACGUUGCCAAGUACUCGCCGCAGCUCGGGCCGGUACUUGAUUCUAUCCUGGAGCUACGGAUACCCGCCCUGUACCUGGUCGUCUAUGCUCGUUCCCCAGUCGAGCUUACGCCAAUCAUCUCGGCCCUUGCUGAUCUGCUGUCCACCGACCGCCUCAACUUGGGAUGCCUCUUACAGCCUACUCACACCAUCUCAUUUGAACGCCUACGACGGUUCCAUAUGCACCUUGCCGAAGCUAUCUGAACUCUAGCUGUCACUCUGCCACAGACUUUUUAAAGGUGGCAGGUAUCCAGUUCUCGCCCUCCAGACCUUUGUGCCACUGCUCAUCUCAGCCUACUGCAUCCAUCAUCUCGUGAGACGGAACGACAAGCGACUAACCACAAAAAAAUUGGGCUGACAGAACUCCUUGAAUUCUCUCUCUCCCUCAUACCUGUCGCCGCCGGUCCUGCCCACUCACUUACUCCUGCCAAUAUUUCUCACUGCUAGUUACUACCACUUCUUUUUUUGUCGCGCUGUCAAUACGACUGAUUCGCCAUAGGGUCUCCGCUUGGCUCUCACUAACGAACCAUCCAUCCUUCAACCACCGCGGACCACUUUCGGCCUCCCUUGCCUCAGUUGCGCGCGACUCGGGGUGGUGUGAGUGAGACAGAACAGGGCACAGAUCGCCAAUGGCCUCGAUUUAGACGUGAUAGGGAUAUCCCAUAUCUGAGGUAAGAUUAAUUGCCCGACAUGAGCGUGUCUUGCGUGUGGGCAUCCAGCUAAACUCACUUUUAGGGCCACAUACUCUCUCCCUUGAAAGCCCAGCUGGCUUUCCCUACUUGUACUUCAACCUCGCACAAGCCUGACUCGCAAUCGAACCCGAACCUUAAACUCUCUUCGAGCUCCCGACACCGACCAGUCCGCACGACUUUCCUCAACCUCUCUCACACGCACACAACCAAACGACACGCCAAUUUACAACAGAGAUACCGUUCCGACCGUCGAAAUGACUCAACUCAACGGCCAGAACCGGGCGCCGAGCACCUACAGCAAUGGUCACGGCAAGUUCUUCCAGGAUGGAGGUAUUUGGAAGGAGGCGCCCUUGCUCAAGGGUACCACCAAAUUUGAGCCUCUUCCCGAUGUCAAGAACAUCAUGAUCACCGGCGGCGCAGGCUUCAUCGCAUGCUGGCUCGUCCGCCAUCUUACUCUCACUUACCCCGACGCAUACAACAUCAUCUCAUUCGACAAGCUGGAUUACUGCUCGUCACUGAACAACACUCGCGUUCUGAAUGAGAAGUCAAACUUCACCUUUGUCCACGGCGACAUCACCAACCCCACAGAAGUCCUGCACUGCCUGAAGCGGUACAACAUUGAUACCGUCUUCCACUUUGCCGCCCAAUCACACGUUGAUUUGAGUUUCGGUAACUCAUAUGGAUUCACUCACACCAACGUCUACGGCACCCACGUUCUGCUUGAGAGCGCCAAGAGCGUCAACAUCAAGCGCUUCAUUCACAUCUCCACCGAUGAGGUCUAUGGCGAGGUGAACGAUGACGAUGACGACCUCCUCGAGACCAGCAUUCUCGCACCCACGAACCCUUACGCUGCCUCCAAGGCUGCGGCCGAGAUGCUUGUCCAGUCCUACCAGAAGAGCUUCAAGCUCCCCGUUAUCAUCGUGCGCAGUAACAACGUUUACGGACCGCACCAAUUCCCCGAGAAAAUUAUCCCCAAGUUCAGUUGUUUGCUGAACAGAGGCCAGCCCGUCGUCCUCCACGGCGACGGAAGCCCCACCCGUCGCUACCUAUUCGCCGGCGACGCGGCUGACGCAUUCGACACCAUCCUCCACAAGGGCCAGAUGGGUCAAAUCUACAACGUCGGAUCCUACGACGAGAUCUCCAACAUUGACCUCUGCAGCCAUCUCCUCAAGGAGAUGAAGAUCCCCUUCUCCACGACAGACGAGUUCAAGAAGUGGGUUAAGUACACACACGACCGUCCCUUCAACGACCACCGCUACGCCGUCGACGGCACCAAGCUGCGCCAGCUCGGCUGGGACCAGAAGACGAGCUUCGCCGACGGCCUGCGUAUCACUGUCAACUGGUACCGCCAGUUCGGCGAGGAGUGGUGGGGUGACAUCACCUCCGUUCUCACGCCUUUCCCCGUCGUCCAGGGACUGGAUGUCUCUGCGGACCAGGAGCCCGUGGCCGACUCACCGCCUACCCCCGAGUCGAAGAAGAGAAAGGUGAUUGAUGGUGUCAACGGCACCAACGGCCACUCUGUCAGAGCAUAGAUCAUAUGCUGGACAGUAGACGAGUGGCCGGGAGCGGGAGGAGAGGGGGAAUGAAUGAGAGACAUGAAAAUUGACAUGAGGAAGGGUGUGUGUUCCUUCCAUUGUUACGAUGUAAAUCCUUUUAGAGACGUGCAACAUGGUCUGGCGUAUGGCCAAAGAUAAAACUUGGCAAGUUUGCAGAACACACAACACAACACACAACACAACACACAACACAACACACAACACAACACAACACACAACACAACACACAACACA